Molecule: messenger RNA, 636 nt
Organism: Metschnikowia bicuspidata var. bicuspidata NRRL YB-4993
Lineage: Eukaryota; Fungi; Ascomycota; Pichiomycetes; Serinales; Metschnikowiaceae
Exons: 1
Coding region: 186-539 (117 amino acids)
Source: RefSeq, a predicted model, not a curated record
GUUUCCAUGGGAUGAAUGAGAAAAGCGCCAGGCUAACCAGAACGAAGCAUUCAGUGUUGGUGGAAUUUUUUUUUCUUUAUUGGAGCUGUUCAAAGCAACAAAAAUCAGGCAGUAUUCGAAAAUACUGAAGAAGUGGGGAAACCCCUGUGACUCUGAACGCAUACGAAGACGAAGUUGAGUUAACUAUGUUGAUUGGAGUUGAUCUCGAGAAAGAAAGACGUUCCAAAGCUGAAUAUCAGCUGGCUUGUAUGAGUGGUAUUUUCUGUCAUCAUUGCCACAAGGUGGGUCACAUGAAAGUACGCUGUGUUCAAUUAAGAAACAAGAACCCUGUAUCCGAAAAGACAACUGAGCCUUUUUUCACACAUUCAAUGUUCAUCUAUGGAAGUAACACACAUGUAGUAAAUGACAUGUCGUUCUUUCAGACACCUAAAGAAGAACUCAUUUUCUUUGAAACGGUGAUUACAAACUUGAGCACAAGUUUCAACAUUAUCUGCAUGUCUAAUCGAGGCUCUGGCACCUGCAAUUCCCGGUGGGAAUGAGAAUCGCUCUUGAAAGCGCAUAUAAUCGCACACGGCCAGGGAACCUCCCUGAGUUCCAUUCUACAACCGGAGAACACGCGGUAGUACACCGUCACAA